AUGUUUGCCUGCUGCAUGGCCGGAGUGCCCGAUGCGGAGCCUUUGCGCCGUACCUUCACAGUCGUUGGGAUCAGCGGGAAGACCCUAUUGGAAGGCGUGGAAGUGUCGUCCCUCGAUGAGUUGAGGGAGCUCACAGCCACCAGCAUGAGCACGAGUGCAUGCAGGCUCCUCAGUGCUGAUGGUCGUCCUCUUACAAGAAUCGACGAGGCACCGGAAGGAAGCACCUUGACGGCUGUCGCCAUCUCCACCAGCGGCCUGCUGGAGAUCACGGGCCUGGUGGGUGACCCGGUCGCCUCAGUGCCGCAACAGGAGCUGGAAACGAUGGCGCUGAAGGUGGCCCAUUCACUGGCGAGCAUUGCAUGCUGGUUUGGUGGGCCCGGGCAUUUGGAAGGCUAUCCAACAAUUCCCUGGCCAUUUGGCGAAACAGUGGCAGCACCUCCUCAGUUCUCGUCCACGCGCGGCCGUUCUGAAAAGAAGGCUAUGCAGGUCACUACUAAGACUCCGGUGGUCCACGCCGGGGUUGAGGUGGUUUUCAGCGUGCGGGAGGGUUCUUUGGUGCCCAACGUGCUGGAGGAUUUCAUCCCAGAAGAGAACUUGACGGUGCGAGAUAUCAUCAAGCUCCGGGACAAGCACAACAUAGCAUGCCAGGAAAGGCGCCGCGAUCUGCUGGCCACAAAGCCUGGCACGGACGUCGUGGAGGCAGAGAUGUCCCUGAAAGAAUACGGCCUGGGUCGCGUGCAUUUUGUGCUGGGAUACAGCGUGGCUAACGACGACGACCGAUGGAGCAUGCUGACGACUCUUGACAUGGAACAUAUUCGACUCUGGGAGCAACUGUCGCAGUGGAGCAGCCGUGUUCUGGGCACGGUGAAGACCCCGGCAGCACGUUCAUGCCUUUCGGCCUCGCACCACUCGUGCCAGCCGGAGCCAUACGGCAUGCUUCUUGAUCUCAUCUUCCCCUCUGUGCUCUGUGCCUUGGCCGGACGGGUCCAACAAAAGCAGGAGCCAGGUCAGAUGCCUUCGCCAGAUGACAGCCUUUGGAUCUUGAUGAAUCAAGUUGGUCGGGAUCAGAUCUCUGCACCGACAGCCGAGUCUGUUCCAUUUCGACCUGAGCUUCUCAAAGAGCUUUGCCUGAUGGCUUGGUGUGCUAUUCCAGAAGAUGCCAAAUCUCCAACUGCCCCAGAGAUGGCCGUCACCAGAACUUACGAACGUAUGUUUGCGACAGCCCUGCAAGGUGAUUCACGCUGGCAGCUCGGGCAAGGCGGCCUUUGGCAUCUGAUUCCCAUUCCCUCGCAGGCUAUCGAGCUGCCAGUGCGAACGAACCACGCUCACAACAAGACCAUGCCCAAGCAAGGUGAUGGCAAGGAAGUCAUGAUCGUUGGCAAGGACACGGUCAUGGUUCGAAAGAGGUAUGACAGGCACAAUGCGAAAGCCAAUCCCAAGGAGCAGGCCGUUGUCAUCGCGGCAUCUGAGCUCAACCGCUUGCGUGAGAACGCAAAACUCCUCAGCAAGGAAGAGGAAAUCGAGCAGAAGAAACGCGAGGAGGAGGCCUUGGCCGAGCGUCAAGCGAAGUCUAUCGCGAGAAAGGAAAAGAUUAGGCAAAUGGAGGAGGAGCGAAAGAGAAAUGCCAUUCAAGCCGAGACGGCCAAGGAUGCUCGAGGAGCCAAAGGUGGAGUGCUGGAGCGGGCCAAGCAGAUGCUGGACGAGGACAUGGACGACGUCAAGCACAUGAACCAGAUGAUGCUCUAUUCCAAGAUAGUCACUAUUCGCGAUGCGCAGAUUCAAGAGAAGCGCAUGGUUCAAGCCGAGAAGGAGGAAGAGGAGCGACACCUCGAUGCCAUGAUGGAGAUAGAGCGCCUCAAGGCUCUGAAAAUGUAUGAAGUUCGAGAGCAGGAGCGGAUGCAGUCGCAGCGGGCCGGUGCCAAGGUGAUCAUAGAGCAGAUCAAGGACCGACAAGCACAGCGAAUGAAGGAGGAGGAGUCGAGAGACCAGGAGCGAUCCUUUGUACUGAAGCAGAUUGAGUCCCUCAAGGCUGAAGAGGUGGAGCAGCAGCAGCAGAAGAAGCUCGCGGCUGAACGGCUCAUGCAGGAGGUCAAUGAAGCCAAUGGAGCCGCCAUGAAGAUUAAGGAGGAGCGCAUGCUCGCUGAGAAGCUUGAAGAGCAGAAGAUCAUCGAAUACCAGGAGGCCAAGGAGCAGCGUGAGCGCGACCUCGAGGCCGAGAAGGCCCGGCUCGCUGCCGACAAGGAGAGGGAAACCGCCAGGCUGAGGGCAAUGCAGGAGAAGGCUCAGGACAAGGCAGCAGAAAUGGAUGCACUCCGGGCAAAGAGAGCCAUGGAGGCAGCUGAGAGGGCAGCACGCCAGAAGGAAUCAGCAGAGAAGCAAAAGCAGGAUCGCAUGAACGCCGAUCUCAAAGAGGCGCGCUUCCAGCAGCAGGCAGAGAAGGAGCGCCGCUUGGGCGAGCAGGCGAAGUUCGAGCGCGACGAGUUCGAGCGCAUCAUCGAGGUGCAGAUGCAGCAGGAGGAGGCUGAAAGGCAACGACAGGGUGAGGAGCACCACAUGCGCCUCCAGCACGCUCAGGAGCUUCGACAUCAGAUCGCGGCACGAGAAGAGAAAGCUUACCAGGAGCGACGUGACUUCCUUGAAGAGGGGAACUCCGUACGAGCAUCCAUCGGCAACGAGCGCAAGAAGUUGCUCGCAACGGAAAAUGCAAAUCCCCUGCCUCAGCAUGUGUCAGUCCUCAGCCCUUUAGCCCGGGCCCCCACAGCCUGCGCAAUGUUUGUGAACAUCUCACUCCUCGGAUCGCGACGCCAGAGUGCACGCGAAGCCAGCGAAGCCAGGCCGGCCCCGGGCUUCGUUAUGCCUCCGCUGUGA
Messenger RNA from Symbiodinium sp. CCMP2592, 2868 nucleotides. NCBI's taxonomy places the organism in Eukaryota, Dinophyceae, Suessiales, Symbiodiniaceae. The record is from the annotation of a GenBank genome assembly.